CUCUAUUGCUUGCGGUCCACAAGAUGUUUGUUCAUUCGACUUGUGUUGCUAUUUUAAUUAUUUUAUGUAGUCUUCGCUGUGAUUGUAGUCAAAUAUACGGUCUAAAUGAGACUAAAGCCUUAAUUGAAAUAAAAGCGCAGUUGGCAGAGCUGCGAUUGGAGGAAGAGAAACAAGGAAAUCAAUUAGAAGAAAUUUUAUGGAGACUCAAUCCUCUUAAUAUAGGCACAUAUAAACGCAGUUGUCUCGAAGCAGCUCCAGCUUCUAGCGGUAUAUUCAUGAUCCGUAUACCAGGAUAUAGUAAUCAGCCGUUCAAAGUCGUCUGUGAGGAAACCGACCACGGCUCUGGUUGGACUGUCAUUCUACGACGCCAGGACGGCAGUGUUGACUUCUAUAGGAAUUGGAAUGACUACAAAAAUGGAUUUGGUAACCUGAAUGGAGAAUUUUUUCUUGGCUUCGACAAGAUACAUGCAUUAACUGCCGAUCAAAGUCAGCAGUUGCUUGUGCUACUCGAGGACGGCGAUGGUCAGAAAAGGUAUGAAAAGUAUGACAGAUUCGCAGUGGGUGAUGAGUUGGAGUCCUAUGCCUUGCACACACUGGGAAAGGCCGAAGGAAGUGCUGGUGACUCGCUAAGAAAACACCUUGGUCUUCGAUUUUCGACCUAUGACAAGUCGAACGGUGUUGACCCUCGAAACUGUGCCGUCCUUUACACGGGCGCUUGGUGGUAUCAGAGAUGCCAUGAAAGCCAUCUCACUGGAAAAUAUGGGGAUAACACCAGUGGAAAGGGCAUCAAUUGGUUCUCUUUUCGGGGUCACCUGCACUCACUGAAAUAUGCCGUUAUGAUGGUACGGCCGAUUAAGUAA
Molecule: messenger RNA, 860 nt
Organism: Drosophila hydei
Lineage: Eukaryota; Metazoa; Arthropoda; Insecta; Diptera; Drosophilidae
Product: ficolin-1-like
Exons: 3
Coding region: 24-860 (278 amino acids)
Source: RefSeq, a predicted model, not a curated record